AAACUCAUUUCUUUAUUAUUAACGUUGAAGAACACUGACAUUUAUAGUUACAGGAGCCAUGAAAAUAGGUGACGGCCAUUUCAGAGUGGAAGCAGGUUGAGUGUUGGAUUUGACGAAGUUUGGUAAGAGCUGUAAUUUGGAAAUUGCUACUGAUGUCAUAGAUAGAACAGCACAGAUGUCUUAACUUUGUUUCCUUCCUGGAAGUUUACUGGAGUCACGGUUGUGUCUCAGUUCUAGUUAGCACGAGCUGGAUGCAGCAGGCAGUGUUUCUUGUCAACUUCUUAGAAUGUUGCAGAGAUGAAAGCAGUAAAAUUCGUGCCCAGUCUAAGGAUGGAAUUUGUAAGGCUUAAGCUGAAACUCAUACUUGGGUAGGAGUAACACUUCCACCAUCGGAUACUGAGUUUAUUUUAUAACCAAUUAUAGCUCUCGGCUACUUUUGUUCUCAACCAGGGAAGCAUCCCUACCCUCAAUUCCAUGUCACGGUAUUCUUCCACCUUGAAUUCGUGCUUUCAGAACUGAAAACAAAUCAGAGCCUCUGCUUCACCAGCACCGUGCUGUGACAGAGAUCAGUGGAUUUCAUACUGGAGAGGGCCUUUGCCCUUGGGCUGUUAAAAUCAUUAUUCGGGCCCCAUAGCAGAAGCCUUGGCUCUACUAGCCUAAAGGUUAGUGCACCGGGUUGGACGAGACAAGACCGAGGCAGCACACUAUCUAGCAAUCUAGACAGCCAUAGGAGCAGACCGGCCGCUCGCAACAGCUGACGGAGCGGCGACUGCGGAGCCCGAGGAGGCGGCGCACGUCGGACCCGCCAUCCCGGCGCCGCGCAUCAGCCGAAGCUGCGGCUAGGAAACAGUCCCACCGCGCAGAGUACCAGUUCGCCGGCCGCAGGACGGAGGCAGGUGCAGGCCUCAGCAAGGGGCACUCAGCGGCGUUGAUCUGUCCGACCUCGCUGCGGUCACCACACCCGCUACUUGGCUCCGGGACUCCCCCGCCUCCGGCCUCGCCCGGCCGCACCCCGGGCUGCGCGGCGUCACAGAGCGCAUGCGUGCCGCGGGGGAUGCCGGGAGCGCGCAGUGGCGGCAGCGGCAGCGACGGCAGUAACAGCGGCCGCUCGAGCGGGGACACCAGCGGGGCGGUGACCGUGUGGGAGGUGGUCUCACUCUUGGGGAAGCUGCUAGGGACCGUCGCCGCGCUGAAGGUGGUUCUGUACCUGCUCCGGGUGUGCUUCGCGAUGGCCUGGAAAUCCGGCGGCGCUAGCCACUCGGAGCUAAUCCACAACCUCCGCAAGAAUGGAAUCAUCAAAACAGAUAAAGUAUUUGAAGUGAUGCUGGCUACAGACCGCUCCCACUAUGCAAAAUCUAACCCUUACAUGGAUUCUCCACAAUCAAUAGGUUUCCAGGCAACAAUCAGUGCCCCUCACAUGCAUGCAUAUGCACUAGAACUUCUGUUUGACCAGUUGCAUGAAGGUGCUAAAGCCCUCGAUGUGGGAUCUGGAAGUGGGAUCCUCACCGCCUGUUUUGCGCGGAUGGUUGGACAUAGUGGAAAAGUCAUUGGAAUUGAUCACAUUAAGGAACUAGUAGAUGACUCAAUAAGUAAUGUCAAAAAAGAUGACCCAAUGCUUCUGUCCUCGGGGCGAGUACGGCUGGUUGUGGGAGACGGAAGAAUGGGCUACGCCGAGGAAGCCCCUUACGACGCCAUUCACGUGGGAGCUGCAGCCCCGGUGGUGCCCCAGGCAUUAAUAGACCAGUUAAAGCCUGGUGGAAGAUUGAUAUUGCCAGUUGGUCCUGCCGGAGGAAACCAAAUGUUGGAGCAGUAUGACAAGCUACAAGAUGGCAGUGUCAAAAUGAAGCCUCUGAUGGGGGUGAUAUACGUGCCUUUAACAGAUAAAGAGAAGCAGUGGUCCAGGUGGAAGUGAUUCUUUCUUCUGCUCUUUCUUCUUCCACACAUUCAAGGGAUGAACUGUAAGAGCAGCAUGAGUUGACCAGUCUGUGACACCGCAGCGACUGUUCAUCUCGGUCCUUACAGCGUUUGAAAACCAACAGCGUCUCAGCUUGUUUUGGACUUUGUUACACUCUUAUUUUCAGCAUGAAAAUGUGUGGUUUUGUAGGGUUUCCUAAUUCAAAACGGCGCCGAGCCAAACUGCUGAUAGAGGAGGGGCUGCAAAGCAUUAACCUCGUGUGUUGUUUUAACAUGCCCACGUUUCACUUUAAAACAUAUGAAAAGAAAGGGUUCUCCAGCUGGAAAGCUCCCUUUGUGAAUUAGUUUUGAAGAGUGACUUUGCUUUUCUUGGGCACUUAAUUCUGUUCCAAUAUUAAUUUAUCAGAUUUUUUUUUUGGCAUCAGGUAGCACCACAUUCACAAGUUUAGCUUCCUUGGUAGCCGAUGUCUGUUAGAUGCUACUAAGAAAAUAGAGAUGAGCUUUCUUCUUCAAAGCCUUUGAUGUGGCAUCAUAGGAUAGCAUGUCGUAGAUACAAUCAGCUGCUGUUACCUUAAAACUAGGUGUUUGUACAUACUGAAACUUAAGACUACAGCAGGUGGUGUCCCCAAAACACUCCGCUGUUCCGAUUGGACAUCUCUGAUGUAAUUCUCCUCCCUCUAAAAAUGAUAGGAGGCUUGUCACUCAAUAUCGUUUAUCUGUUUCUAGUUUGCUGCUGGUAAUGUAUCUGCAUCUAACACUCUGUGUAAGCUGUUGUGUCUUUGCACAGUUUAUGCAGCACUGCUUUGCCAAAUAAAAUUAAAAGCAAAAGAAGCAUUGGUGGCCUUUGAAUCUAGAAGAACACAGGUCUGCUAGGUCCAGAUUGCUGCCCACCGUCCUGGGGAAGCAUUGUAUUCCGCUGCUGUGUCUGUGAUACCCUAAGAGGUAGAUAGAUAUGCAUAGCAUACGUCCACUGUGUGUGGCUGCAUGUCUUCAGGACGGAGACUCUGUGCUCAUUGUUUCUCUCUGCCUUCCUAGCCCAGGGCUUGCUAUUUAAUAAUAGCUCUGUAGUAAAUGCUAAGUGAGUGAGUGGGUGAAUGUAGUAUGGGGAAGAAUGUGGUUGAGAGUAAACAUACUGAAAUCCAUGUCUCAUCUAUAAAUAGAUUCAUUAAUUUAAUAACUGUAAAAUGUCUGUGAAGGUAACGGCACUUUGAAGAUGUUAUUUAAAUAUGGUUUUAUAUUUUCUAUUAAGACUUUAGUUUUUGUGAAGAUUCUAGAACUUGAGAGACGAUUACAAGCUCCCAGUAAAUGGGGCUAAGCAAAGCAAAGCAAAUCCUUCCCUCUAUGUGAUUCUGACAAGAAGAUUCGUAGUGUCUGAGAAGACAUUCCCCACUCUUCACAUCUUAAAUUACUGAUUUAAAACGUCAUGCAGACAUCACCUGACAGGCGUCUCUUCUUGGCUUAGGUCUCAGUCCCAGGAAACUAGUCUACUGUGGUCCUGGAGACUUGGAAGCCUUAACCAGCUUUGCUUUGCUGCUGGGCGUUGCUUUGGAAUCCUGCCAGUGGCUCCUGGAGUCCAGGGUGCAUGGUCAUCUGAAGUAUGUGUAAAGUCAAAUGUUCAUUCAGGCUUUAAAGCAAAUAAAUUCUUAAACUUA
Molecule: messenger RNA, 3566 nt
Organism: Arvicanthis niloticus (Nile rat)
Lineage: Eukaryota; Metazoa; Chordata; Mammalia; Rodentia; Muridae
Source: RefSeq, a predicted model, not a curated record